Messenger RNA from Prorocentrum cordatum, 1032 nucleotides. NCBI's taxonomy places the organism in Eukaryota, Dinophyceae, Prorocentrales, Prorocentraceae. The record is from the annotation of a GenBank genome assembly.
AUGCAGGUGCCGGUGCCCUUCCGGCUGGGCCAGCCGAUCCUGUACAAGAAGUUGUCGGGCACCGGUGGGGAUGACUCACAGAUCAAGAGCAGCAGCAUCGUAAGGUUCAUGGCGGACCCUGACGACGGCUUUGCGCCGCUGGAGUGGCAGUACGGCGGCAGGCAGGGGCCCGCCCCGCCGGUGGUCCUCGCGCGCCGGGACAGGGUGCCCUUCUCGAAGCAGGUCCCCAGAGAUCUCCAGGCAGUUCGGAUCAGGUGGGGCCGGUCUCGGCAGACAAGUAUUCUACACGCCCGCGCGCGUGGCUGGCACGGCUGCGGGUACAGCUACAUUCUGCAGUGGCUCGACGAGAUCGGGGAGGAGGAGGACGACCGGACGUCGGUCAGCGACAGACUGCUGACGCCCGCCGCAUUCCAGUCCUACGUGGAGGCGCAGCGCGAGGAGUGUCCCACUGCCUUCCUGUCGGUCAGGUUCCCUCUGUGCAGCACCGUGGUGCCCCACGGGCUGGGAGCGGGGGAGCUGAACGGCCUCGAGGGAGAGGUGGCGCAGUACGGCCGAGACCGGGUCGGCGUGCGCUUCGAGGGCCGUGGCGUGGUGGCGCUGCGGCCGGAGCGACUGACGGUCGUCCGGGGGUUGGACACGGGCGAGUCGAAAGCCGCGAGGGAGGCGGAUCUGCAGCGCCAGGAGAUGCAGCAAAUCUCCCGGCGCUUCAUCGAGUGCCUCUACCAGGACACUUUCCCGGAGAUGGGCGGUGCAGUGAAGUGCGGGGACGUCAGCGAGGAGGAGAUGGUAGAGGCACUGCUGUCAGGGAAGCAGCAGGAGUACUUCGAAGGUAUUGCCAGGAAGCUUGCUGCAAAACGGGAGCCGAACUCCUCCUACGCCCAGAGGCUCUUGGGGGAGCUGAGGCAGGAGGAGAGGGCCCUCGCCGAAGUGCUCGAUGCCGCGCUCUUCGGCGAUUUCCCGCGAGUCGCAGACCAGCGCGUGCAGCUCGCGGAGAUCGAGGGGAAGGCGAAGCAGAGCGAGAUGGCCCACUAG